AUGCAGGCGAAGAAGCGAUACCUGCUGGUAUCUGUGGGGGCCUGUAGCCUGCUACUAGCCUACCUGUGUGGCCUACAAAUCGGUGAGUUCCACAACCAGAACCAUGCCGAGCUUUACAGAGUCUCACAGAUCGCCGGUGUCCCACCUCGGCCGCCCCGCUGGCCGGAAUGGGUGGAUCCUCCCCUGCAGACGUACCUUGGUGAGGCCGAGCAGGAAGAGGACGGACCCCUGCUUCUUCAUCAACACACGUCUCCUCGCGAGAGACGAGAAAUAAAGAGGAACAUCUACAAGAGCCGGCGAUGUCGCAUGGAGACCUGCUUCGAUUUCCAACGCUGCGAACGGGGGUUUAAAAUCUAUGUGUAUCCGCCUCAGAAAGGUGAAGUGCCCUCGGAAAGCUACCAGAAGAUUCUGGCAGCCAUCGAGGAAUCGCGGUUCUACACGACGGACCCUAAUGAGGCCUGUCUGUUUGUAUUGAGUAUAGACACUCUAGACAGGGACCAGCUGUCCUCUCAGUAUGUACAUAACGUCCGAGCCCGAAUUCAAAGCCUCCCUCUGUGGUACGAAGGGAGGAACCAUCUGAUUUUUAACUUGUAUUCUGGAACGUGGCCUGAUUAUACGGAGGAACUAGGCUUCGAUAUCGGCCAAGCCAUGCUGGCCAAGGCCAGCACCGACAUGGACAACUUUAGACCACGCUUUGAUGUGUCCAUCCCUUUGUUUUCAAAAGACCAUCCUCAGAAAGGAGGGAGCAAAGGUUAUCUGAAUCUUAACAAUGUCCCUCCCUUACGGAAAUACUUGCUGGUCUUCAAAGGGAAGAGGUAUCUAACUGGCAUCGGUUCUGAAACCAGAAAUGCGUUAUAUCAUAUACAUAAUGGGGAUGAUAUCAUUUUAUUGACUACCUGCAAACACGGGAAAGACUGGGAGAAACAUAAGGAUGCAAGGUGCGACAGAGACAAUGAAGAAUACACAAAGUUUGAUUAUCAAGAGCUGCUACACAACUCCAGUUUUUGCCUUGUUCCUCGGGGCAGGCGGCUCGGGUCCUUCCGCUUUCUAGAGGCCCUGCAGGCAGCCUGUAUUCCUGUGCUGCUGAGUAACGGAUGGGAGCUGCCCUUCUCAGAGGUCAUUGACUGGAGUAAAGCUGCCAUCAUUGGAGAUGAGAGAAUAUUGCUGCAGGUUCCAUCUAUCACCAGGUCUGUGGGUUCAGACAGAAUCCUGGCACUGCGGCAGCAGACUCAGUUCCUGUGGGACGCCUACUUCUCCUCCGUCACAAAAAUAGUCUUAACCACAUUAGAGAUUAUCCAUGACAGGAUACGGACACACAUGUCCCGGAGCAGGUUGAUGUGGAAUUCUUUGCCUGGAGGACUCUACGCUCUUCCUGAGUUCUCCAGCGACCUCACCCUCUUCCCCUUCUACUACUCGACACUCGGUAAGAGUCCGUCUCAGGAGUUUACAGCCGUCAUUCAAGCGGUCACACCUCUACAGUCCCAACAGCAGCCCAUAUUCAAACUGAUCCAUGCGGUCGCCAAGUCCAAGUUCUGUGUGCAGAUUUUAGUGCUGUGGAACUGUGAGAAGCCUCCACCACCUAGAAACAAGUGGCCCUCCAUCACAACACUCUUCUCUAUCAUUGAGGGCAAAAGAAAGAAACAGUUAGCCUGA
Messenger RNA from Sinocyclocheilus grahami, 1653 nucleotides. RefSeq names its product exostosin-1-like. Lineage: Eukaryota; Metazoa; Chordata; Actinopteri; Cypriniformes; Cyprinidae. Gene Ontology annotation, molecular function: glycosyltransferase activity. The record is from RefSeq and is a predicted model, not a curated record. The transcript has 8 exons. The coding region runs from base 1 to 1653 and encodes 550 amino acids. Gene Ontology annotation, cellular component: membrane.